Messenger RNA from Thyridium curvatum, 2559 nucleotides. RefSeq lists its product as uncharacterized. The transcript is spliced from 5 exons. Lineage: Eukaryota; Fungi; Ascomycota; Sordariomycetes; Thyridiales; Thyridiaceae. The record is from RefSeq and is a predicted model, not a curated record. The coding region runs from base 1 to 2559 and encodes 852 amino acids.
AUGCCACUCUACGAAGACAAACGUGUCUGCACGAAGUGUGGCCGAGUGGGGAAAGAUGGAAAAUUGCCAACACCCUUCGGCCAGGUAGCCAAGGAGAAGAAUGGCCCUGAGAUAGAGAACCUGAGAGUCCGGUCACGACUCCACGAUGAUGAGAAUUGGUAUGGGCUACCGGAAGAGGUCAGAAAUGCAGUACCAGAGUCAAAGCCCUUUGUAUUUCCCGACCUCGAGGCUAUUUGUAUCUCGACCUUGAGGGACAUUGUCGCAGGCCGGUUGCCAGCAUCACAGACCUACCCGUAUGCGGCGAACAUCCUAUCUCAUGGGGGUAUCCAGCCCGUCGCCCUCGAGAUCACAAGCUGCAUCCUUCCAGAGAUCCGAGCUCUUCAGGGGCGGACGGUUGAUCGCGGCAACUUGGACAAGAUUUGGGUGGCCCAAGCCAACCAGGGCCCAUGGCACACCGCCAGCUCGGAUAUGGGCUACAUCGAUUUCGUUACCGACGAUCGCGACGACAAAUAUUUCCGCCUGUAUCACGGUCAAGCGAAAUGUGCUUCCCGGCGGAUUUUACGGGAGCACAAUCAAGCCAUCUUCUCGAGCGCCAACGAUACACUGCAUUAUUAUAUUCUAUGGGUGGGGAAUGGCCACAGAGUAGCCAACUUCCUGAAGGCCUGGGCCUUGCCUCGGGAACACCGCGAAACACACGGUAAAGAUUGGUCGGACAUGAUGAUGACAUUCUUGGAGUACGUCAUCAUCCGUGCCUUUCGUGCGCACCACGGCCUUCUCUACUACGGCGAGAGCGAUGACAGUCCGCUCGGCUUCGGCUUGAACGUCAUGAGCCCCCUAGUACAAGGCCGGGCAGUCUCGGACGUAUUGAGGGCGGACUUCAAGGGGCCUCUGCUUCAUUCUCCAGAUCUUCAGAUAGCAUUCUGGCCCAAAUUCCGCUCGUCUCAGACAGCCUCGGCCAACGGUCUUGGGCGCUCGGCUCCUCGGCCGCUUUUCCGUCUCGAUUUCUCAGCUGCGUUAUCAAAGGCCGUCAACAACGACGAGCUAUAUCAAUUGCUCCUGGACGCCUUCACCGCGGAUUUGGCGCUGCCCAGGCCUACGAUCAACGAUAUUCCUUUCUUCGGCAACCUUGGUGCCAAAAUCGGCUUCUUACUAGAUAUUGUAAGGAUAUCUCCUGUUGUUGAUGGUUGCCCAGCCGAGUCUUCAGAGGACGAUCUGCCAUGGGCGCUCAAAGGAUGCCAGUUCAAGAAGGACAACGUUCUCGUCUGGACAUUCGAUUUCAAGAAGCUCUCUGGUCUAGGAUCCGAGAACUGCGCCGAGGUCGACGAGCCCAGGAACACAGAACUGUUGGCCAAGCACUCGGCACUUGUUGGCGCAAGCCACGCAAAGGUCAUUUUGGUCUGCGGCCCUCGUGCAGAAAAUAUUGUUCGGCAUCUUCCUCGAGUCUCGAGGCAGAAAGAUCUUGAACUUCGCGGUUUCAAGUAUCCCUUGUACGUCAUGGACACUGGCCCUCUCGCAAAACGACUCUUUGUCCGCUGUCCUAAGAUUCCGGCGGACAGGCGGUCCAUGAUGAACACGAUGGCCUGUCGUCUUUGUGAGGCUCUCCGAUUUGCCAUCAGCAUCGUCGAUAUCCGGGAUAUAAGGCCCUAUUUUCUGGAGUCAUCCUCUAUCCUAGGCCAUAUCCUUAGCAUUGCUAAAAACGAGAAGGCCGGAACCGCGGCUCCACUCACGACUAGCACAUUAGAUGGCGCGCUCAAGGUUUGGCUGGCCCGCAAGGGCUUUGAGAAAGAAGAAGAUAUUCGGAGACUCGAGCAACUCGCAGGGUCGUUAUCCGCGGGACUGUUGAUACUCCUUCACACUCUGCCGAGACGACAAGGAGAUACCGCAGCAAAUCCAGAUCGUGCUACAACCAACUUGAAAAGGAAGCGAACGGAAUCACAGCCGUUCGGCAAUGUCUACGAGCCGACCAGGGACUUCAUAUCGGGUAUUCUCGCCCAGCGAGAAGCCAAGUACCACGAAGUCUUGAAAUCGCUGGCAGAUUCGCCCGGACCCAAGAGCGAUUCUAUUGACAUGGAGAUUGCUGGACUUUCUGGUUCCGAAACCGAGUUUGGAACGGCAGUUGACAGCGACAUGUACGAGCCGUUAGCUGACGCACUCAGCUUUGAAGAUUUCAAGGUCCUCCGUGGUCUCACACACACAGCAAGCGGCCGUUUUGUCGGCGAUGGAUUAUUGCCGUCAAAGAAAAAACCAGACCACAAACCUGUAGGUUGGUGGUCCAAUUUCCGAGAAGAGGAAUACCACUACGAGCUGCGGCCUACCGAGCCUCUCUCCGGUCCCAGCAUCCUAGAUUGUAGGAUUGUCAUACCAACCGAGGUGAUGAGUGGAUGCGAUGAAGUAUUCGUCAAAAUUGAGAUUGUCGCCGAAGGCUGCAGUCACGAAAAUAUGCUACUUAAGCUAAACUCUGCCCCAUCAGAGGCAACCUUCGCCCGGUUAGCUCAAUCGGUAGAGCGUGAGACUGUGAGUACUGACCAUAAAAUUCGGUCGCUUCAGCAACCCAACUAA